This is a messenger RNA of Paramacrobiotus metropolitanus, 1530 nucleotides long. Its product is annotated as ryanodine receptor 1-like. The transcript is spliced from 4 exons. Gene Ontology annotation, cellular component: Z disc; sarcoplasmic reticulum membrane; calcium channel complex. Gene Ontology annotation, biological process: calcium ion transport. The record is from RefSeq and is a predicted model, not a curated record. Gene Ontology annotation, molecular function: ryanodine-sensitive calcium-release channel activity. Bases 387 to 1322 code for a protein of 311 amino acids. NCBI's taxonomy places the organism in Eukaryota, Metazoa, Tardigrada, Eutardigrada, Parachela, Macrobiotidae.
CAGCCGCGAUCGCACGGCAGUUGCUUUGUUGAACCGAGGCGAAACGCUCCGAACGACUGUCCACGAUAAGACAUGUAUGAGUCAUGCCCAGAACUAAAAAGGAAAUCGUGCUUUGAUUGCCAAAAAUUGUGCUCAUGCCGUCAUCCGCAAAUUUUAGAAUGAUAACCUAUUUUUGAUCUGCGUUAAUUCUAGCUUGAGAUUCGAAUUGCAUCAAUACUUGAACGAGGAGUAAUUAUUUUCCAUUGAAAGAUAGUUCAAUCAACUGUCAUUCAUAUGAAUAUUCGUAUCGUCUGACGUGUUUUGUCUUGGAUUUUUAUAUCCUCACCAGAGUCCGUACUAAGGGGGACGAAUCUGGGAUGCGAGUCCUGAGAAUACAGUGAUGUCGAAUGCCACAUUUUCCUGAGAUCACUGGUUUUUUCCGGAGCGUGAUUUAUACAUUUUCUUCAUGCAGUACAAAUACAGGAGAGAGGCCACCGCCGAGUGCAGAUAGCGCCACAACGUCCCCUAAACGGACCUCACUCACCCUGCCUAUACAUUCCAAUGCCGCGGGCAACAGUGUGAUCUCUCCGACCCUGGAAGCCUUCACUCCGUCUCCCAUUGAUACAUCGCACAUGGUCCUGCCUGACUGCGUGAUCGGUUUGCGGGAUGUUCUCGCGGAAAACUUACACGAAGUCUGGUCGCUCAAUAAGAUUCAGGCUGGAUGGGCCUACGCACUGGAACGCGAUGAUCUCCACAAGAAGCACCCGUGCUUGACCACGUACCAGUUGCUGUCCGACACGGAGAAGGAAUAUGAUAUUACUCUCACAAUGGAAACACUAAAAGCGUUGACGGCUUUGGGAUACCAGUUCUCGGACCAAAUUGCAGCUGAGAAACGACCAAACGUAAUGGAAGUGCCGGAAGAGUACCGCCAGACCAAUGGUUACAAACCGCUUCCUUUUGAUCUUUCGCGCUGCCACCUGGAUGCCGACGUGGAAAAUUUGGUGGAAACGCUUGCAGCCAACCUCCACGAAAUUUGGGCUAAAAAUCGAAUUCAGCAGGGCUGGCAGUAUGGUAAUAGUGAGGAUAACCAAUGUAAACGCAGUCCACAUCUGGUACCGUACGAUAAAAUUGACUGGACAAUAAAGAAAGCCAACAGAGAUGCUGUCCAGAAUAUCGUAAAAAGCUUGAUUGCACUGGGAUGUAAUCUGCACUCACCAAAGCUGAAAUCCUCUAGCCGGUCGGAAAAUUCUUCCCGCACAAGAGUCAUGGAUGCAUCAAAAACAAAUAGCAACGUGUCCUUGAGUGAAAGUGUCUCACAGAGUCCGAAAAGCUCUGUUACGUGAUACAAAAGAUUUAUGUGGAAUCUUUAGCGCUGGUAAAGCGUUUUUUUUUGUUAUUUAUUCAGCUGUUUUGCAGUGCUUUGUACGGCGAUCUCCCGUUGUAGAUUAUAAUAUUCUGACUUGGUUCUUCCUGUUGUAUUUCUAUUACGAUAUUGUAUCGUUGUUGUUGUUUACCAUCUCGAAACUUGUGUAUUUAAAUUCUGCAAAGUUG